AUGGUGCUCUCGACCCUCUGUUGCCAUCCUCCACUACCAUUUCCGCUUCAAAAUCUGCUGCGACGGCUCCUACCCCCACCAACAAUGCCAAAAAUCUUGACACAGUCAAACAACAGCCUCACCACCGCCAACACCAGUGAUGUGGACUCGGCCCCAACCUGUUCUCCUUGCAGUCACACAGUCGCCUCACAAAUCAGCCUGGUCGCGGUCACCUGUGAAUCCCUCGCACAGAGACUGGCGAACCAGUGCUUGGAGCACCAACCUAAACUCGCCGCAUCCGCCCCAACUACCCUCACUGUCCCCCGCAAAUUCGACCGCCGCAUGGGUCUACUAGGUCACAUGCGCACCAACGAAAAACUGCGGUAG
Messenger RNA from Spirometra erinaceieuropaei, 366 nucleotides. Lineage: Eukaryota; Metazoa; Platyhelminthes; Cestoda; Diphyllobothriidea; Diphyllobothriidae. The record is from the annotation of a GenBank genome assembly.